This is a messenger RNA of Pocillopora meandrina, 10542 nucleotides long. The record is from the annotation of a GenBank genome assembly. NCBI's taxonomy places the organism in Eukaryota, Metazoa, Cnidaria, Anthozoa, Scleractinia, Pocilloporidae.
AUGGUGACCACCAAAGUUGCUCUCUGUGACUGGUUUUUAUUCAUGGUGUCCUACCCGAGAACACAACCGCUGACCAACACACAAAAAUUCACCCAGUGGUCGGCCCUGAUCGCCUAUUGCCUGGGAGGAGCCAGUUUGCUUCUUUGCCCUCAGCUGUGGAAGUUUUUGUUACGGUUAAGCUUCGAGGGUCGUACUGAGGGGUACCUUCGUCUUGUUGGAUUGGGUGUAUUUAUAAUUGGAUUUAUACUCGUCAUCUCCGCGCGCUCCAAUAACCAAGUACCCAGGCACGGGGUCAUUUUAGGGUCCAUUCCAUCGCGUCUCAUCGGCGUAAAUGGGAUCAUACUCAUGAUGGUCCUCAGAGGCUAUAUCCCGUUAUCUUUUGCGCUGGUGUUCAUGGUGAUCGAUACAUCACUUCCCCUGAUCACCCUGGUGUUAUUGCGCCGUGAAACAGAAGAAUCCUCUUCGGGAAUUUCUUGCCGAAACAUCUGCGCAGAAAUGGUAGUCAUCUUUUUCGUUGGCGUGUUCCAGUUGUUCUUCUGGCUCGUGUUUCUUAUAAGGCCUGACAUCGCUUAUGACAUCCUACAGCUUGAUGAGUUCAAUGGUCACUCCGCUGGCUUCUUGGCAAGUGCGUUUUUCACCCUAUCCAUUCAUGGUUGGUAUCACAUGGCGAACGCAUGCUCUGUUAAUCGACCGGCUGUCCCAGCGGCCCUUUUUUACCGAGUAUUCAUCAGUGUACCGGUGCUAGUCAUUUUGGUUUUGGUGGAUCAGAUUGAGCGCAAUGUUUUCCUUGCUUUGAUGAGUCUCGACAUAUGUUUUUCGAUUAUGAUUUUACUAUUUCUGGCUUUUGGCCAAAAUCCUACCACAUCGUCAACUGAGAUUUCUGAAGAAACACUGCUAAAACAUGAAGAUAGAGACUAAACUGUAUUGUUAGGAGUAAGAUUAAGAACUACGAAAGAGCCUAAAAUUGUUGAUAAAAGCCUGCUGAACGGGCGUAAUUUAUUUUGCGUUUUUCAGUGGCGCGGAAACACGGACGAGCGUGAGGCAGGCGCGAGGUAGGCGCGAGGUGAGAGCGAAGUACGAAUCACGCGCGAGGGAAAUAGCGCGUUUGCCUCUGUUGGCCCGGAAAACGCAAAAAAGCACACUUGUUAAGCCAGCUAGAACUGGUAUUUUAUUUGUUAUGUUGGGGAGAGUUUCGAAGAUAAUUAAAAUUAAUCGUAGCCUUGGUUGCAGGCGAUGAAAAUGAAAGGGAAGGAAAAUGUGAGGUUCAUUAUUUCGCCACCUCGCCUCGAUUCUAGGGUAGAACUACAUGUAAGACUUAAUAUAGUGUCAAGAGAAGUAACCACAACAGUGAUCAAAUGCACAGUCGCAAACAUCGAAACUAGAUUCGUUUCAGGUUUUUAACAUUGAUUGACAACGAAAAGUAAUGGAAGUAAACUACAUAUACAAAUUUAUCUCUGGCAUACACAAGAAACACAAUUCAAUCGGCGUUAUGGAAGGCAGAUUCUUAGGAGCCCCUUGGGGGGGGUAGGGGAUAUGUGAAUCCCCCCCCCCCCCAUCAGUCUAAGAAAGAGUUUUUUGUAGUGUCCUCUCGGCAUGGUGAAGACAGGAAUCGUCAUCUCGCAACAAUAAAAAAUAUCAAUAAAAAUAAAGUCUAAAGGAAACUAGCGACACAGAUACGGUAAAAUACAUGAAUAUCUGUAAUACUGUACUCAAUCCCUCCUAUACUUUUGCAAACACUCAGAGCCUCAAGUACUAUUAUACAAAUACCAGCAAAGCUUUUAGCACAACCUAGGCCUCUCGAUUGUGCUCGGCAAUUUUAGAGCAAAUCUUGGCCUUCGCAGCAACGUUUUGUGGUUCUAAUAACCUCGAUUGAUUUGAGCGAAAUAUGGGUUUAAAGGAAAUAUCAAGCACGAAAAAGUCAACGGUUUCAUAGAAAAACUUCAAUUUGUGCGAAUUUCUUGAAUUUUUAUAAGCUUUUUGAACACAUAACCUGUCACUAGAAAACGUUUCGCAGACCUUUUGCGAUCCUUUUCUAAUCUUACUUGGGAAAAUCCGUUCGAACGACGAUCGGCAAGACGUCCAAUGAACCAUGUGUUUUGUUCCUUUAGACUUACAGAGUUCCUUAAAUUUCGUCUACAGCUAUUUCAAUUUACGUUGUCGGAUCAAAGCCUUAAGCCUACAAGACAAGACCGAAGGGGAAUAUGGGAUCUUAAUGAAUAAUUAUCAGCAAAAUUAACAAUGCCUCGUCCAUACAGCGAAGAUCUCCGAUGGCGAGCCAUUUGGAUGAAAGAAAUGUUGGGGUUUUAAGUGGAUGAGGUUGCAGCUGCUUUAUGGAUGCCUUGAAGCUUUGAUCCGACAACGUAAAUUGAAAUAGCUGUAUACUCGCGAGCAACUCUUUCAAGAUAACUUUCAAGCUAUUUUCCUGGACUGAUGCUAGCAAUAAGUGCGAAGAACAAAAACUAAUUAAAAGCUUUUAAUUAACGUGUAUAUGAAAAUAUCAAGACACUAAGCUGGCAACUUUUUGGAUUUUUUGCAAUCUUUUAGCAACUUUUUGGCAUUCUAGCGAGCAAUUUUCCGGCGUUCUACGAGCACAGUCUGAACAGGUCAAGCAGGGCUUGAUCAGCUGGGGUACUUUUCUACCUGUCUGUUACUGACAGGGUAUUAUCUUAAAUAUGGCCAACUUCAAGUGCUCCACCCUUUCCCCACUCUCUCACGGCGCGCGAUUGUCUAAGGGACCAAACCUUAUUUACCGCCGGGGUGGGUGCGGGAAAUUUUGGUUCUGCCACAAUAAAAUUUACCUGGUCCUCCCUUAAGGCUCAUUAACUCAUAAAUGACCCCCUUUUAAGUUGGAACUCCAUCUCCACUCCGUUCCCCGUGAAAAAAGUCAACGGUUAGUCCCAGUUGGAUACUGGCUUAUUCCUCGUUCCACUUCUUGACAGAAGUAGGCAUUGCUCCAAUGUAAAUAAUAGUCAACCUUUGUACAUCCUGCGUAAGAUAGAGUUUAUCGCUGGUGAUAUCACCAUUACGAUAGUCAUUUCCAUUAUUGUUAUCUUAUCUAUUUUUUAAGUGACCUUAAAGUAGUUUAUCUCCCAUUCCCUGCUGAGGAAAAUGAAUUCCAUGUUUCGUGCACGACAAUUAAUACCAUGUUAAAUGCUACUCGAUUUAUAAAAGCUUAGCGUUGUCAAUAUCACUAAGCUUAAACGCGAAUCUUUUUUGCUUGUUUACAUCUUGUUUGCUCGGUCUCGCCUUAAUCUUUACCGACAAAUAAGGCGAAUUAAGGCGAAUUAAAAAAAUCAGCAAGGGUUUUGCAAACAUAAGAUUUGACAUGAGCUGACAGAUCUGAGACGGAUGCCCGUGGACUGAAACUUGGUCACAAUUAAUCUUGAGUAUCGAUAUCCUUCCAUCUCAGCAAACAAAGAGGAUUUCUGCACGCACACCCCAAGCUGUAGGUGUCUAUUUCUUCGCUUGUCACAAGCCGAAAGAACUGGUACUUCACUGUUCAUCGUUUCAAGUCUUAGUCACUUGAUCUGACUAUUUUGGUAAGCAAACUUUUCUUUUGGCGGACCCUAUGUGCUCGACUCGAUUCACAUAAAUCCUCUUUGCGGCCAAACACCCGAAUACAGAUUCUUUAUCUACACGUUGUUCUGAAACGCCAGUUCCAAUUGCAGAGCUUGUCUGCUUUUUUUAAGUUUCCGCUAAUAAGAGCGUCGACUGUGUCUAAGAAAUCUGAAGCUACCUGUAGUUUCCUCUAUUUAACAAACAUAGCAUUAAACCCUGAAACCUUAACAGUUAUCACAGAGCUCUUUGUUCGCUAAUAGAAUCAUACGAAGCGACCUUUGUUAUCUCUGUUUUCUUAACGAAUUAAGUGGUAACUUAAAUUAAAAACAUCGUUAUUAACCGUGGAUGAUAACUUCGAAAGAUUUUGGUAGGCUUGUUGCAGUUAGGAGAAAUAAGAUAUUCUUAAUCUUACCGGAAAAAUAAAAUUAACGAAGUACAACCAAACGUCACCACAUUUUCACCUCACAAGGCUAAUCAAGGCACCCCACGCUUCUUGACAUUAGAAAAGAUAAUUUACAUUUUUUUCUCUUUGAUCUGAAUGUGAUGUUCAGUUAUUAUUGCAUUAACAAAUCAGAGAAGUGGUUAAGGGAGGGGAGGGGAAGGGGGAGCUUAUGAAACGGGAUUUCCUGUUAAUACACACACAAAUGAUUAAAAAAGUUUUGUGUUUGUAUUCGGUUUGAGCUAACCUAUUUUUUAAACAAGUUCAUGACGCGUCGUAACGAUUGUUGAAGGCACAAGGAAGAUAUACGACGGUUCAAAUGAAACACUGUUGCGAAGGAAGUUCCGUGGCAGCCCUAAAGCUAUUGACUUCCGGUUUCAGCAAAUUUAACAGGAUCUCCAUCGGAGUCCUUUUUUAUCCUAAUUAUCUUCAUAUGUCAGCUGAAAAUAAAUAAAUCCAUUUCCGUUGGCAGUUUUGUGGCAAAGAUAUCUUGACUUCAUCUCAGCUUGAGUUAAAAAAAAAGGUUAGUUUUAAUUAAUGGCUGCAUGUCUCUCGUAUUUCGUUUUACGUCGUUGCCAAUGGGGUCCACUGUCAGAAAGGAUAACUAUUUACCUUGAACCGUCAAAAACCUAGCUGAAUAUUAACCGUCAAGAGCCUCUUGCCACGAGCAGUUCUAGAUCUCGACGAAUCUUUAGACUGGUAUACCAGUAUCCUGGUUAUAUCAUAGGCGGCCCAAGCGUGUCAUGUGUGAUUUCGGGGUUUAAAGGUCGUCAGCAGGAACAUCUAAUAUGCUGAAUAAGUAUAUUUAAUUCGAGUAGUACAGGCCAAAAUUUCCUCAGUAUGAAAUCCAUCAUUCUGUCUAUUUGUGUUCAAUCACUCUUCAGUUCACUGAAAUCGAUAUUUUCUGAAUAUUUCUCGGUUGUGGGAUAAAAUUUAAAUUGAAUUUUAAGUGUUUACUCUUGCCGUGAAAAAACAAAGCAAACAUUCAUGUCUCCUUUCCUCAGAAAUGCAUAGAGGUGUGAAAUUAUACCAGUGUCGAUAUGUUGGUCCAUUUCUAGGUAACCAGUCAAGUUUUGUUUAAAAGAGAGCUUUAAUAAAUGGAAACCAGACAAGGUCGUUGUCGGAAUAAAUUUCGGCCAUGAAAAGAUGGCCUAUUUAUGGCUAAAAAUUAAAUCUUAAAUAAUUGAUCAUGAACGAUCUUAAAUUUUGUAAGCUCCAACAAAAUUUAGGGCACAACAAAAAAGGAAGUGCCCGGAAGACAUAAAAACAUAAAUUAAAGCAAAAGAGAUCGUGACUCUUGCGCAAAGAACAGUAUUGAUUUCAAAGUCAUCAGAUAGUCUUGUUACGGUUGCUCAAUCGAUUUCAGAUGUUACGACCCAGUCCCCCUCGAGUUUUGACUUAGUAUCUUAGUUAAAUAUUAACAAUAUAGCAGAGGCAGAAGAUAUAAAUUUUUUUAUUAGGGGGCAAAUAAAUUUAUUCAACGCACGAAAUAUUACGUGUAUAACUUCCUUACCAUUAUUCCGCUAUUUUGAAAAGAGACAACACCAGGUACAAAAGGAAGUCGACAAAAUGACGUUGAAAACGGCCUGAAGAGACCAGACGGUCAUGAAAUAAAUGUAAAGUGGACUUAGCACGUUAUAUUACGUGCGUUUAAAUUUUUUUUAUCAUUUAUCUUCCUGGCUUGUUUUUUUCCCAUUUGCCUGGAAAGCUUAAAAUGUAGGACUAAAACGUCGGUCCUGCUGACCGCUCACUUUUACAAAAUUUUCAUUCUUCGUGAACGAAAGUCUAAAUUUUCAAACAUAUCUAUUUUCUUUCCUUUUUCCUCUUUGUUCCUAUGCUAAUUAACGCUAACUUAAGGUUAAAUCUUAAUUCGGGUUUCUUUAUCUCUCAGUUCCAAAGCCUUUAUCGAAUAACUUUCUCUUUUCUUCGAAGGGCAUCCAAUCAUCAAAUUGUAAACAAAAAGAAUUAUAUGAAAUUUUCCUUUUAAAUCUUUCAGAUCUGAAAUGAGAUUUUAAUAAAAUGGCCCAAAGAUCAGAGUUCGCCUGACCGCGAAUCAAACUUUACUCCAAAAAUUUGCCGUCAUUUCAUUUACCGCGGACAUCUCGAACUCCAAGUAUUGCGUAGCAUUUUCUUUCCGUCAGAACUGGACUCCAUUACAAAUCUUUUUUUCUCUUUCAGAGGUAUUUUAACUAUAAUUAUCAUCAUCAUGUUCGGCUUGUUAAAAUUCAUGCUGUCCAUUCCUCGCGAGAAGCCGAUGACCAAAACAGAAAGAUUCACUCAGUGGUCCUGCCUACUCGCCUAUGUCAUCGGGGGCGCCAGCUUUCUCUUCGCCCCUCAGCUUUGGGCCUUCAUAUUGCAGCUGGACCUUCAGGACCGUUCUGAGGGGUACCUUCGUUUGGCGGGGCUCGGAGUGAUCGAAAUUGGUCUCAUUCUAAUGAUUGCAGCUCGCUCCAAUCGUAAGAUGUCCCCGCAUCAGGAAUGUCUGACUUCAGUUGUUGGUCGCUUGCUUUUUGUUGAUUCAAUACUUGUGAUGAUGAUCCUCAGAAACAUGCUGCCCCUCUCUUUCGCUCUGUUUUUCAUGGUCCUUGACUCGUCUCUCGCUCUCAUCACCCUAGUUAUUUGGUGCCGUGAAUCAAACAGAGCCUCGAUUGGUUCUUUUUUCAGAGAGAUCUCCACACCAGUUCUACAGCCACGUAGGCCUCUAACAGCCACCUCUACGUCGGUCAUUUUCCUUCUCGGGGUCAUCCAGCUGUUUUUCUGGCUCGUGUUAGUUGUCAGGCCUGAUUUUGCACAACGGAUGUUUCAUUUGGAGCCAUUUCAGGGAUAUUCGAGAGGUUAUCUAGCCUCUUAUUUGUUCCUUAUAUCCGUGCACGGCUUAUACCACGUAGUGGGAGCCAGCAAUGUCAAUCAUUGCUUAAGCCCCACCUUCACUAGUUACCGCGUCUUGAUCAACAUGCCGGUGUUGGUGAUUUUGUUUUUUGUUGACCAGAUCGAGCAAAACAUCUUUGUUGUGUUGACUAGUUUCGAUGUGUUUUAUUCUGUUGUGAUAACUAUCCCCGUGUGGCAAGAAAAGCGAUUCCAGAACAACGAAACUGAGGUGAUAGAAAUUUGAUUUGUUGGAAAAUUCCAACAAACACAAAACUGUACUCACUCGUGAGACAUCGAUUUGACAUACUGAGUUGAUCACGGAGAGAGAAAUUCGACAUCUACAAGCAAAAAUAUAUUAUUUUGUUCAUCAUAUAAACACCAUAGACGAGACAAUUCGACAAAUGACCUUGGAUUGAGCGUGGUGAACGCUUUGCCAUUCAUUCAUCAACCUGACAGAGUGGCGCGAAAGGCGAGUGACGUGUCAGCAGCUGAUUGGCGAUAUCAAACACCCGACAAAAUGACGUUAUUUUAAGUGUGCAGUCAUGGCUUUUCUCGGGGCUGGAAAUCCUUGUAAAACCGCAGUUCAAAUAAAAAAUUAAUCAAAUUAAACCAUAACAAGAUCUUAGUGAACAAUUUUUUAAAUGUUUUUUCUUUAUACCCUCUAUUACUUAAGAUAACAAGGAAUAAAUCCAUUUGCUAAAACGUUGUGUUGAAGGUAAAGAAAUGCAGCCUGGUUCCCAGGGUCCUCUCUUUUCCUCCCUCGAAAAACUUUCUCAAAUGAGGAAUAGAGAGGACCCUGGGAACGAGGUUGAGAGAAAUUGUGUUUCGCUUUUUCUACUUUGGGUCUCAAUAUGCCAUACGUGUUUAACAUCAUUAAAAGUUGUAUAACAUUCUGUAACGUGACCUGAACGCCAGUUAAAAGUGCACAGGUUUCCUGAAAUAUUUGAAAUUUGAGAAUAACCUCUUUAAGUGCCUCCUUACCUGGUUAGGGUGCCUAAAUUCAUUUUUUUUUUUGCGUCCGUGGAACAGACUUGUGCGCUGAACACAAUAAAUGAGAAGAAAAAUGGAAGAGCUGGUGUUCGCUUAAUAUAGAUCCCGAUACAUACGGUCUCACAGCUAAAACUGUGGAUAAGGUCUGUAAUGGGUUGAUUUUUGCAGAAUGGAAGCUAUCUACUUCUGAAUCACACAAAUAGUGAAUGAUUAAAUUAUGUCAUGAAAACAAAAGGAUUGUUUUCAUUUUCUUUAGAUUUUGACUCCACAAACAAACUUUUGUUACCUCGUUCACAAUCUCAACUCUCAAUUGGUUUAGGUAAUCCCAGCGCGCUCGGCAGCAUUUUGUUUUGCUUUCCUAUCAAAAUUUCGGUAAUUUGUCAGGGAGCAGAAGAUGUUGACAUUCUGUCCUGAAUCUGUUCUAAAUUGAUUCUACAAACUUAACGACGGGAACAACUUCCACGGGAUAGAAGCUGGUAAUGAUAAGCAAAAACAAUCAGUUAUUAUAAACUGCCAGCAAAAUGCAGCUAACAAACUGUGAAAGCCCAGUUUAUCUAACAAGUCGCGAAUCCUUUGAAUUCUACAGGGACCUCGCGCUCUUUCUUCGCGAAUUCCAUGAACUUAACACAAACUUUGUUUUUAUCACUGCUUUGUGAGGGGUUUAAAGCUGUGUCUCUGAUGUUUGGUAUUAAUGCCAUAAAAUUUCGGUUAUUUGUCAAGGGAGGGGAAGAUGUUGACGUUCUGUCCUGAAUCUGUCCUAAAUUGAUUCUGCAAACUUAACUACGGGAGCUACUUCCACGGAAUAGAAGCUGGUAAUGAUAAGCAAAAAAAAUCAGUAAUUAUAACCUGCUAACAAAAUGCAAUUAACAAACUGUGAAAGCUUAAUUUACAUAACCUGUCGCGAAUCCUUCGAAUUCUACAAAGGCUUUGUGCUCUUUUUUCGCGAAUUCCGCUAACUUAACGCAAACUUUGUUUAAUCAUAGCUUUUUAACGGGUUUAAAGCUGUGUCUAAUACCUACUAUGUUAAAUAUUAUGCCGAGACAAAAGAAAGUUCUUACUUCCAAUAGCUAUUAAACAAGGUAGUCUUUGGCAGCAGGCCCUCAAACGUAGGAGACUUCGACUGCCACGCGCGGGCGAGAAGUCUCGCACGAAACAGAACACGAAGUUUACACCACCCGCGUGUCUACUCUCCAGAGUGGAAUUUCUUUCUCGCUAGGAGGCCAAUUUAAAGGAGAAAGAAAAGAUUGGGGUGGGGGGGGGGAAAGAUGGAAUGAAUAGGACAAUCUCCAUCAGGAAAGACUUCGUGCCGGUAAAAAAAGAAAGACUUAUUUUAUGCAGAACUGGAUAGCUAGUGACAUAAACUCCAACUGAUUAAAUAGAGGGAAAGAUGUUUUUCGUCUCGUCACGAGCUUGGGAUAAAGAAAACGUUCUGAGUUCCCAUGAGGAAUCGAACCUCAGACCUUCGGAUUCCGCGCUCCGAUGCUCUACCACUGAGCCACAGAGACUCUAUGGGGAGCUGUUGGGUCUAUACGGUCAUGCUAAGUCGUUGCCUUCAAAAUGGCCAACGCACUAGUUAACUCAAAGGAGUCUUAGAUUUUGUGGCAAAUAGCAAGUAGGAAAAUAUAAAAUAUUCCGGUUAUAACAUCUUCAGCUAGUGUGUAAUUUUACUAUGACAAUUUUUAAGCAAGCGUAUCUAACGCAAAUGUUGUUGGUACUCAGAACGUUCCUCAAUUUUUAUUUUUUCUGCUUGUAGAGCCAUGUUCAUGAGAGUGCCCAUCAUAAUCUCCAACUGGUUCAAAUUCAUGCUGUCCAUUCCUCGCACGGAACCAAUGACCAAAACAGAAAGAUUCACUCAGUGGUCCUGCCUACUCGCCUAUGUCAUCGGGGGCGCCAGCUUCCUCUUCGCCCCUCAGCUUUGGGCCUUCAUAUUGCAGCUGGACCUUCAGGACCGUUCUGAGGGGUACCUUCGUUUGGCGGGGCUCGGAGUGAUCGAAAUUGGCCUCAUUCUGAUGAUUGCAGCUCGCUCCAAUCGUAAGAUGUCCCCGCAUCAGGAAUGUCUGACCUCAGUUGUUGGUCGCUUGCUUUUUGUUGAUUCAAUACUUGUGAUGAUGAUCCUCAGAAACAUGCUGCCCCUCUCUUUCGCUCUGUUUUUCAUGGUUCUUGACUCGUCUCUCGCUCUCAUCACCCUAGUUAUUUGGUGCCGUGAAUCAAACAGAGCCUCGAUUGGUUCCUUUUUUGUCGAGAUCUCCACACCAGUUCUACAGCCACGUAGGCCUCUAACAGCCACCUCUACGUUGGUCAUUUUCCUUCUCGGAAUCGUCCAGUUAUUAUUCUGGCUCAUUUUAGUUGUCAGGCCUGAUCUUGCACAGCGGAUGUUCCAUUUGGAGCCAUUUCAAGGGUAUUCGGGAGGUUAUUUGGCCUCUUACUUGUUCCUUAUAUCCGUGCACGGCUUGUACCACGUAGUGGGAGCCAGCAAUGUCAAUCAUAGCUUAAGCCCCGCCUUCAUUAGUUACCGAAUCUUGAUCAACCUGCCAGCAUUUGUUCUUUUGUUUGCUUCUGACCAGAUCGAGAAAAACGUCUUUGUAGUUUUGAUAAGUCUCGAUGUGUUUUAUUCGGUUGUAAUUGCAAUUCCUGUGUUGCAAGAAAGGCGAUUCCAAGGCAAAGUUAUUGAAAUGAAACUUGAUUAG